AUGGCUUCUGAAAUCGACAUCUUCAACGAAUACCCACUAUACAUGGACCCCAGCACAAAAGCCAUCUCCCUCCUCCCAUCAUCAUCCCAAACCGCCUCCCAAAAGGCCGCCAUCACCGCCGAACUCACUGAACUCAACGAUCUUCACCGAUCCCUCAUCAGCCUCGAUUCUCCCAACAUCCCUCCCCCUCCUCUCCCCGUGAAUCCCAAGCGCAGUGCACAGAUAACCAAGCUCCGCGACUCAGGCAAUGCCGCCUACCGCAAGUCCAACUACGCCGACGCCAUCCGCCUCUACACACUCGCCAUCGAAAUGGCCGUUUCCCGGCCGGGCUGGGAGCCCGUAACGCUGGCCCGCGAAGAACUCGCCGGUCUGUAUGGGAAUCGGGCCCAGGCGCAUCUGGGGAUGCGGGCCUGGCCGGAGGGAUUGUGCGACGCAAAGGCGAGUGUGGACUCGAAGCCCGUGGGCAAUGUGAAGGCGUGGUGGCGCUUGUCCAAGUGCUUGGCGGAGAUGGGUCGAUACACAGAGGCCAAGACGUUCUUGCUCAAGGGGAUUGAGAUCGAGGGUAGGGAGAGUGAGGGUGGGAGGGAAUUGGUGCAGUUGUUGGGGGAUGUAGAGGCUGCGUUGCAGAGGGCGGAUUAG
This is a messenger RNA of Penicillium diatomitis, 639 nucleotides long. RefSeq lists its product as uncharacterized. Gene Ontology annotation, molecular function: protein binding. The coding region runs from base 1 to 639 and encodes 212 amino acids. The transcript has a single exon. NCBI's taxonomy places the organism in Eukaryota, Fungi, Ascomycota, Eurotiomycetes, Eurotiales, Aspergillaceae. The record is from RefSeq and is a predicted model, not a curated record.